Messenger RNA from Trichoplax adhaerens, 879 nucleotides. RefSeq lists its product as uncharacterized. NCBI's taxonomy places the organism in Eukaryota, Metazoa, Placozoa, Uniplacotomia, Trichoplacea, Trichoplacidae. Gene Ontology annotation, molecular function: DNA-binding transcription factor activity, RNA polymerase II-specific; RNA polymerase II cis-regulatory region sequence-specific DNA binding. The transcript is spliced from 5 exons. Gene Ontology annotation, cellular component: nucleus. The annotation marks the transcript as partial. The record is from RefSeq and is a predicted model, not a curated record. Gene Ontology annotation, biological process: regulation of transcription by RNA polymerase II.
UACAAGUGUAAUAUUUGCAAUGAGGUAUUUAGUAAAUCAUCCUUGCUAAAGCUGCAUUCACUGCAACAUACUGGAGAGCGAGCUUUUAAGUGUCCUUAUCCAGAUUGUGGCUGGUCAUUUACCACAACUUACAAGUUGAAGAGGCACAUUAGGGGACAUACUGGGGAAAAGCCCUUUAUGUGUACUAUCGAUGGAUGCAAUAAACAUUUCACCACUGCGUACAACCUUAAAACUCAUCAGCGUAGCCAUUUUAAAACUAAUACCUUGCAAUGUACCGUGGAUGGAUGUACGGCAUCAUUUCAGACAUUGCAAAAAUUAAAGUCUCACGAACGCAAAUAUCAUUGUAAUGGCUCCAAAGCAUACAAGUGCGAUGUUAAUGGUUGCGGAAAAGAAUUUAAUGGUAUGAACAACUUAACCCUCCACAGUCGCUCGCACAGUAUAACAAAAGUCCAUCCGUGCACUUUCCCUGGAUGUUCCAAGCAAUUCACGAAAGCUUCAAAAUUGUCCAUACAUAUGCGUUCUCACACUGGAGAGCGACCUUUCAAAUGUCCUGAAGAUGGAUGCAACUGGUCAUUUACCAGUCCUUAUAAGUUGAAACGUCACCAACGAAAACAUACUGGUGAACGUCCGUAUGAGUGUACUUACACCGAUUGUCAUAAAGCCUUUACUCGUUCUAGCCAUUUGAAAACGCACAUGUUGGCUCAUACUGGUGAUAAACCUUACAAAUGCUUGGCUACUGGAUGCGACAAAGCAUUUACGGCCAGUAGUAGCUUAAAUGUUCAUAAGCGUAAGCAUACUGGAGAAAAGCCAUAUAGAUGUAAUUCUGAUGGUUGUAUGAAGGCUUACACAACUGGAGCAAAUUUGAGACUACAUCAGAAA